Messenger RNA from Myodes glareolus (Bank vole), 8036 nucleotides. RefSeq names its product armadillo repeat containing X-linked 4 (gene Armcx4). The record is from RefSeq and is a predicted model, not a curated record. NCBI's taxonomy places the organism in Eukaryota, Metazoa, Chordata, Mammalia, Rodentia, Cricetidae.
ACGCAGCCUUGGGUGCAGUCGUCACUCGCGUCUGGCUACCAGCUCCCCGCUGCCCUGCGCGGCGGGCUGGCAUCGGGCCCGAGGCGAGCUGAUCAGUUCGGUGUGGCACUGUUUGUGGUUGAGGCGAGGGAGAAACGGAGACGGAGACAAGAGAACUGCACAGAAUCAAUGGAGGGCUUUUCAUGUUUGAAGUAGGGCUUUUUAUUCCUGAAAGCAAAGGAAAGAGGGGGAGACGGUUUUGGAACUAUGGAGGUUAGUAUGAAGAUCCUCCUGCAUGUCUGCUUCGGAGCCUGAGAUCAUUGGAAGCAAGGAAGCAAAGAAGAAAUUAUUUCUGAUCAGAAUAACCGGUCUAAAGGUAUGCUUUAGGGAGCUUCACCGAGCGAAAGGAUAGAAGAGGGGACGUCUUCAUUCAUUCCAGGUCUACUUCCGGUGGCAGCUCUACUGGCCUUUAAGGGGUUAAGCACCAUUGCCCAGACACACCACCCUCUUUCCUAGCCUGAGUAAGCCCUCUUAUACAUUGCUCUUGCCUUAGCAAGAGUGAUUACAUGGGCCGCGUUAUAGACGUGGGCUGGGCAACUGCAGGACUAGUGAUCUGGGCUGGCACCUGUUACUGCAUUUACAGAUUAACCAAGGGAAGAACUCAGAGUGUGAGCAGAUUUGCCAGAAAUGGGUCCAGAAUCGAGACGGAGAGUGUGGUUGGGGUACAGAACCAGACCUUGGCCACAGAUGAAGCCAUGGCUGGGACAGAAACUGAGACUAGAGCCAUAACUGGACCAGAAACUGGAGAAGGAGGUGAGCCCAUGGCUGAAGUAGACACCGAGAUCCCUGUUCUAGUUAGACCCAAUAUCAACUGUCAGGCCAAGACAAUGCUUGAGGAAGAGAUAGAGACUCAUUCUGGGACCAGUUCAUUGGUGGAAGCAAUGGUCAUGACAGAGUCAGUGACUUUCACUGAAGUCACAGUCCAAGCCAAGGAGGUGACCAUGAAAGAGGCAGUCACACAGACUGAUGCUGAGGCUGAGGAAGUAGGCAAGAGAGAGGCAGUGACUCAGACCAAAGCUAACGCUUGGGCAGUGGCUGACAGGGCAGAGGUCAAGAAAGAAGCAAUGACCCAGACCAAAGCAGAAGCUUGUACAUUCACUGAAAAAGAGACAGAGAUUAACAGAGUAACAGUGACACAGAGUGAGGUCUUGGCAGUGACCAAGGAAGUAGUCAAGAUUGGAACCAUGAAUGAGACUGGAAUCGUGGCGGAAGCCACGAUAAGAGCACUGGAAGAGCCUGUGAGCGUGACUAGGACUCACUCUGAGACUAGAAUUGAUGCAGCAGUUGACACUGAUGGACUUCCCCAUGAUAUGCCCCUCAUAGUGGCUGGAGUGGACGUGAAGUCCUAUGCGCAGCCUCAGACUGUGGCCAUAAUCCAAAACGAUGACACGGUCGUUGAUGAGGCUGAUGACAAGGUGAAUCUGAAAGCCACAUCAAAGGCAGGCUCUGGGGUAGAUCCAAAGGCUUCCUCUCAGCCUCAGAUUGUUGCCAACAUUCUGGCUGAAUCCUCACCAGGGGCAAGGGAUGAUGCUUGUGAUAAUACAAAUGACAUUUGUGAAGCCGAGGCAGAUACGAGAGCCUGUAUAAUACAGCCUGAGACUGUGGCCACAACACAGGCCGAGGCAACGCCUGGUGCCGUGAUCGAUGGCGGAGAAGAUGCCAGUGUUGUAUUUAAGACAAGGACUGGUGCAGACGUAACCGAUACAGAUCAUCAAGCUAUAAUCAGUGAUCAGACUGAAGCCAUGCCCGAUGCCAAGGUUAAGGGCAAAGGUAAUACCAAUGCCACGGCUAAAGCAGGGGCCAAGGCAAACACAAAAAACAAUUUGCAGACGGAUGCCUUGCCUGAGACCGGGGAUAAAACCAGAAGUGAUACCAAUGAUGUGGCUAAGGCAGAGACUAGUAUAGACGUGGCUUUUUGUACUCAGCCCGAGCCUCUGGCCAGUGUUCAGGGUGAUGACUUGCCUGAUGACAAAAUCAAGGCUAAGGACAAUGCCAAUGCCAUACCUAAGGAAGGAGCUCAGACUGUGGCCCAGAACCAGGGUGAAGCCUUACCUAAUACUAAAGGGAAGGCUAGAGGCAAAGCCAAAGCCAAGUGUAAAGCGGGAGCUGCGACGGAUGUGAAAACCUGCGCACAGCCUCAAACUGGGACCAAAACCCAAGCCGAGGCCUCAUCUGAUUCCAAGGUUGAUAGCAAAAGUGACUCUAAUACCGUUUCUAAAGCAGGGGCAAAGGCAGACCAGAAAGCUUGUGGUCAGCCACAGCCUGUGGUCAAUUGCCAGAAUGAGGCCUUGCCUGGUACUAAGAAUAAGGCCAAGGGCAAUCCAAACCCUCCGCCUAAGGCAGAGACUGGGACAGCUACAGCAGGCUCUGCCCAGCCUAAUGUUGUGACCAGUUCUCAGAGUGAGACUGCACCUGGUGCCAAGAAUAAGGUCAAGGGUAAUCGUAAUUCUGUGCCUAAAGCAGGGGCUGGGCCAGAUACUACGGGUUCUGCCCAGUCCCAGACUGCAGCCAAUUCCCACAGUGAGGCCUUACCUGGUGCCAAGAAUAAGGUUAAGAGCAAUCCCAAUGUUGUGCCUAAAGCAGAGGCUGGGGCAGGUGCCUGUCCCCAGUCUGUGGCCACCUCCCAGGGUAGUGCCUUGACCGGUACCAAGACUAAGGUCAAGGGAAAUUCUAGUGCUGUGUCUAAACCAGAUGCUGGAGCAGGUACAGUGGGCUCUGUCCAGGCCAAGGCUGUGGCCAAUUCCCAGGGCGAGACCUUACCUGGUUCCAAGAGUAAGGCUAAGGGUAAUUCUAAUGCCGUGCCUAAGGCAGAAGCUGGGGCAACUACAACAGACUCUGUUCAACCCCAGGCUGAGGCCUUGCUUGGUGCCAGAAAUAAGGUCAAGGGCAAUUCCAAUUCUGUGCCUAAGGCAGAUUCUGGGGCAAGUACAAUACUGGCUUUGGCUUCUUCCCAGGCUGAGGCCUUGCUUGGUGCCAGAAAUAAGGUCAGGGGUAAUUCCAACACUGUGCCUAAAGCAGAGGCUGGGUUGGGUGCAAGGGGCUCUGCCCAGUCCCAGGCUGUGGUCAGCUCCCAGAAUGAACCUUUGCUGAGUGCCAGGAAUAAGAUUAGGUCCAAUGCUAGUACUAAAUCAGGAGCCAAAACAGGGACGAGGAGCUCUGCUCAGCCCCAGGCUGUGGUCAGUUCCCAGAACGGAGCCUUGCUUGGAGCUAGGGAUAAGGGUGUGUCCAGUUUGCAGGUAGCAGCCCCUGCAGACAAUAAGAUCUAUGCGAGGCCGGUCACAGGUGCUGUGCCUACCGCAGAAAUGGUGAGCGUGGUAGCUGCUCAGCCUAACAUGCACGAUUAUUACUGGAAUGGAAUUGGUGUUGAGGACUGGAUUGCUGCUGAGCGGUGGAUCAAAUUUAGAUUUCAGACCAUAGAUGGAGACUGGGAGAAUAGUGUGUCCUGGACCGAGGAGGAGAAUGCAGCCAGUAUUGGACCCUGGACUGGGGCUAAUGAUAAGUCUGGUGUUGUUAGUUCCUGGGCCGUGGCUUGCGAUGGGGCUAGGCCUGAGAAUGAGGUUGCUCUUGGGUCCUGGGUAAGUGCUGACCAGGCCAGCGGAGCUAUCUGGGCAGGAGCUCAGGCUACCGAGGCGGCCUGGGUUGGGGACAAGGUCAGUGGAGGUUCCUGGACUGGGGUCGAGAACCAGAUCAGUGCAGGUUCUUGGGUUGUCUCUGGAAACCAGGCCAUUGCCGGGCCCUGGGCUGUGAGUCAGGUCAGUGAUGGGUCAUGGCCUGCAGUCCAGGCCAGUGGAGUGUCCUGGGUUGUGGACCAGGCUACUGGGACCUGGACUGUGGCUGAUAACCAGGCUGGUGCAGUGUCUUGGACUGGAGCUGGCAACAUAGUUAGUAUUGGAUACUGGACUGGGGCUGUAGACCAGACCAAUGCGGUGGCCUGGACAGGGACUGUUGAUCAGACUGGUGGUGAGGCCAAGCCAAGGUUUGAAGAUCAGGCCAGUGAAAAGGUGACCUGGGCUGGAGCUGUUGUCCAGCCCAGUGGAGAGUCCAGGUUGGGACCCGAAGAUCAGUCCAGUGGAAGGUCCUGGGCUGAGACCGCAAACCAAGCCAGUGCAGCAUCCAGGCUUGGGACUGUAGAUCCAUCUGGUGGUACAGCCUGGCCUGGCACUGGGAACCAGGCUGGUGGCGUAUCUACAUCAGGGGCUGCAGACCAGUCUAGUGGGUCUUGGGCUGGCACUAGGAAUCAGUCCUGGACAGGGACUGGUGAUCAGUCUGUUGGUGGAUCCAAACCUGGUUUUGAGAACCAGACUGGCGAUGGAGGGUCUUGGACUGGCACUAUUGGCCAGGCCACUGGAGGGUCCAAGUCAGUGCCUGAGGAUCAGUCUGCUGGAAGAUCAUGGGCAAAUUCUGGAGACCAACUCAGUGGAGGGUUCUUGGUUGGGCCUUUGGACCAGGCCAAUGCACAAUCUCAGCCUGGGUCUGGAGAACUGACUGCUGGUGGAGUAGAUCAGUCCAGUGGAGGAGGAUGCUGGGCUGGCUCUGGGGACCAGUCUGGUGGAGAAUCUAGGAUGGGGUCCAGGGACCAGUCUAAUGCAGAGUCUUGGCCUGGCCCUGGAGAUCAGACCGGUGGAUGGUACUGCACUUACACUUCGAGUCAGGUCAUUGGAGGAGGCUCCUGGGGUGGGGCCAGUGGUCAGGAUGUUGGAGGGUCGAAGCCAGUGCAGGUGAACCAGUCUAGUAGCGGAUCCUGGCUUGGCACUGGGACUCAGGUCGGCGGUGUGUCGUGGACUGGUGAUCAGGUUAGUGGCUGUUCCAAACCUGGAUUUGAGGAUCAGGCCACGGGAGGAGGAUUCUGGACUGGUGCUGGGGACCAGACCACUGCAGGGUCCAGGCCAGCUGUGUCUGAGGAUCAGUCUAGUGGAGGAGUUUCCUGGGGUGGAGCUGGUGGUCAUGUCGUUGGAGGGUCUGGAACAUGCCCCACCGAUCAGUCCGGUGGCGGGUCCUGGGCUGGCAUUGGGAGUCAGGUCAGUGGAGGGUCCUGGGUCGGGUCUGUGGAGCAGACUAAAUCUGGAUUUGAAGAUCAAGCAUGUGGUGGAAGCUCUUGGCCUGGUGCUGGGAACCAGACUAGUGGAGAAUCUUGGCCUGGAUCUAGGUCUAGUAAUGAAGCCAGUGGAGGAUCUAGGCUAGAUACUCAAGACCAGGCCAGUGGGAGAUUCCUUGUCAGUGCUGAGGUGGAGGCCAAUGAAGGAUUUUGGUUUGGGCCUGGGAGUGAGGCCUUUAUAGGGUCUUGGUGCUGGACAGAAGAGGCUACUAUUUUGCCUGUAGCUGGUUUUAAAGAUGAGACCAGUGACUCCACCGUGUCAGGGACUAGGGAAGAAAGCAUCAUUAGUUCUGGGUUGACGGAUGAAAAGAAGCCAAGUACCGAGUCCUCGACCAGAUCUGAGGAGACAGCUUUCACAGGCGCAUGUGUUGGAGGUGAGGCUGCCACCGUGACUGGAGCUAAGGCUGAUGUUGACACAGAGGCCAAGGUUGGAACUGAGGCUGAGGCUGGAGCUGGGCCGACAGAGGCUGUGGCUGAGGUGGGAGUGGAGACUAGGGCAGAGGUUGGGGCAGCAGCUGCGGCUGCCGCUGAGUCUGAGACUGGUGCUGAGGCUGCUACUAGAGUUGAGGCAGGUGCUGGGUCAGAAGCUGGAAUGGGAUUUUGGUCCUGGGAUGGAGAUGCAGCCACUAAAGGGUCUAGGCUUGGGGCUGAGGCAGAGACUGGAGUUGGGGGAGGGGCUGAGGCUGAAGCUGGGACUGAGAACAGCAUGGGAUUUUGGUUCUGGGAUGGAGAUGCAGCUACUAAAGGGUCUAAGCUUGGAGUUGAGGCAGAGGCUGAGGCUGGAAUUGGGACAGGAGCAGGGUCAGGGUCAGGGUCAGGGUCAGGGGCAGGGGCAGGGGCAGGAGCAGGAGCAGGGGCAGGGGCAGAGGCCGAAGCUGUGACUGAGAACAGCAUGGGAUUUUGGUUCUGGGAUGGAGAUGCAGCAUCUAAAGGGUCUAGGCUUGGGGCUGAGACUGAGGCUGGAGUUGGAACAGGAACUGAGGCUGUGUCUGAAUCUGUGGCUGAGACCAACAUGGAAUUUUGGUCCUGGGAUGGAGAUGCAGCCUCUAAAGGGUCUAGACUUGGGACUGAGGCUGGGGCUGGGGCUGGAGUCGUGGCUGAGACAGGGGCUGAGACCAGAAUGGGCUUUUGGUUUUGGAAUGAAGACUCAACCACCAAAGGGUCUAAGCUUGAGACUGAAACUGGGGCUGGAGUUGUUGCAGAGGGUGGGGCUGAAACCAGAAUGGAGCUUUGGUCCUGGGAUGGAGAUGCAGCCUCUAAAGGGUCUAGGCUUGGGACAGAGGUAGAGGCUGGCUUAGGGUCUUGGACUUUUUCUCCAAAUAUAAAUGAUGAUGAUGAUGAGGAGGAGGAGCUAAGUAGAGAAUCCAGCCCCGGUAUUGAAGAGAUCAGUCUAAGAAACUUGUUUGGGGCUGACAAUGAGGACAAUAAUGACCUCAGAUCUACAAAUGAAAACGAUGCCAAUUCUGAAUCUGGGACUGGGGAUAAGGCCAGCACGAAAGAUGCUGCUGAUGGAGUUGACAUACGGUCUUGGUUCUGUAUUGGUAAUGAAAACAAAUGUGACGGUGAUGAAUCUACAUCUCAGGUGAAAGCCAAAAGGUCAGCUGAACCAAGUGGCAUUUAUCCAUCCAUGGUCCCUGGGGCAGGAAUGGGUGUAUGGGAUGGAACCAUAGUUUGUUCAGAAAGCAAGCUAUUACACCAAAGCAGCUUUCCAGGUGAAGAUGGCUUCAGAAGGCAAGCCGGUGCCGGAGACAAGGUGCAUUCCUGCAACUGCCGCUGUAGACGUGAUGCUAAUCUGGACCCGGAAGAUCUUGAAAAGCUCAUUUGCAUGAUUGAAAUGACUGAAGAUCCUUCUGUUCAUGAAAUAGCCACGAACGCACUGUAUAACAGUGCUGAUUAUCCUUAUCCCCAGGAAAUUGAUCGGAAUAUAGGUGGAAUUUCGGUUAUCCAAAGCUUACUGAGUAAUCCCCACCCUACUGUCCGGCAAAAGGCUUUAAAUGCUUUGAAUAACAUCUCAGUUGCUGCUGAAAACCACAGAAAGGUUAAGACAUAUUUAAGUCAAGUAUGUGAAGAUACUGUCACCUAUCCCUUAAAUUCAAAUGUGCAAGUAGCUGGACUAAGAUUGAUAAGACACCUGACUAUUACUAGUGAAUAUCAGCAUAUGGUUACCAAUUAUAUUUCAGAAUUUCUCCGUUUGCUGGCUAUGGGAAGUGGAGAAACUAAAGACCAUGUUUUGGGAAUGCUUGUGAAUUUCUCUAAAAAUCCAUCCAUGACAAGAGACUUGCUCAUUGCCAAUGCACCAACAGCACUGAUUAACAUUUUUAGCAAGAAGGAGACAAAAGAGAAUAUCCUUAACGCCCUUUUACUUUUUGAAAAUAUAAAUCGUCAUUUUAAAAAAAGAGCAAAAACUUAUCCCCAAGACAGAUUCAGUAAAAGUUCCCUUUAUUUCCUUUUUCAACGACCUAAAGCCUGUGCCAAGAAACUUAGGGCCUUAGCAGCAGAUUGUAGUGACCCAGAGGUGAAAGAAAGAGUUGAGGUGUUAAUAAAUAAACUCUGAUUGGCUAUCUGUUCCCCUUAAAGUUUGAGUAACAUUUUAAUUUUAUACCCUGGACAUGUUGUACAUUGUAAAUUGCAUUAGAACUUUGAAACUAAAUGUUGCCUAUGAGAGUCUAUAGCUGGACAAUUUUAUGAACACCAAAUGAAUUCAAGUUUGUUCUGGAAAUACAUAUGUCAAUUUUUAUCUUGUCUGGAUUGAGAUAUUUUUAGUAUGCUUCAUGAGCAGAAACCAAACUGAUUCUUCAUAAGUAAGGUAAUCUUCGGUCCUUUGUGUGGACUUAUGUUUAUACAUUUGAGACUUUAUUUUUAUGUCAUCAAUAAAGUUGUGUGUUUUAAAAAGCAAAAAAAA